Molecule: messenger RNA, 1477 nt
Organism: Plasmodium vivax (malaria parasite P. vivax)
Lineage: Eukaryota; Apicomplexa; Aconoidasida; Haemosporida; Plasmodiidae
Product: pyrroline carboxylate reductase, putative
Exons: 6
Coding region: 199-981 (260 amino acids)
Biological process (GO): L-proline biosynthetic process
Molecular function (GO): pyrroline-5-carboxylate reductase activity
Source: RefSeq, a predicted model, not a curated record
UUUUAUAAUUAGAAGUAUUUUCAUCAUUUUAUUAACCACCCCAAUAUUUUACCAUCGAUAGGAAUUUCCUCCCCAUCUUGACUUUCAAUCCUAACGGGAGAAAAAAAAAAAAUAGAAAACUGGGAAGUAGUACCCCCCUCCUGCUCUGCAAAGUCUCUUUUCGUAAAUCAAGUUCAUUGAAUCAGCCGCUGCAGCAGAAUGGAAAACAUCCGCGUGGGCUUCAUCGGUCUAGGAAAAAUGGGCUCGGCGUUAGCCUACGGCAUAGAAAGGUCCAAGCUCAUUGGGAGUCAAAAUAUUUAUUACCACACACCAGUGAAGAAGGAAGCUCCCUUCGUUUACCUCCAAUCGAAUGAAUCGAUUGCCAAGACGUGCGACAUAAUUGUGCUAGCCGUGAAACCAGACCUUGCUGGAAAAGUACUCCUCGAAAUUAAGGACUACGCAGGCCCUAAAUUGCUCAUCUCCAUUUGCGGCGGCCUGAACUUGAAAACGCUGGAAGAGAUGGUGGGAGUGGCGGCCAAAAUUGUGAGAGUCAUGCCAAACACCCCCUCCCUGGUUGGACAAGGCUCCCUCGUUUUCUGUGCAAAUAAUCAAGUGGACCCAGUCGAUAAAAAAAAGGUAAUAGACAUUUUCAGCGCAUGUGGAGAUAUACAAGAAAUAAAAGAAGCAGACAUGGAUAUAGCAACGGCCAUUUCUGGUUGUGGGCCUGCAUAUGUUUUUUUAUUUAUUGAAAGUCUAAUUGAUGCGGGGGUUAAGAAUGGGCUGAAUAGGGAUGUGGCGAAAAAACUCGUUUUGCAAACGAUCCUUGGAUCCGUUCACAUGGUUAAGGCUUCGAGCCACCCCGUUCAGCAGCUGAAGGAUGACGUGUGUUCCCCCGGUGGGAUUACCAUCGUGGGGUUGGCCACCCUGGAGAAGCACGCAUUCAAAUAUGCAGUCAUGGACGCAGUGGAGAGUGCCUGCCAGAAAUCCAAGUCAAUGCACUGAACGGUGGAAGCAGUUGAGAUACCAUCAACCGUUAUGCGCAAAUGGCGCCGCUGCUACAAGGCGGACACUUUAGCCUUUUCAACAUCCUCAGAGAAGAACUUAAACAUUCGUUCGUCUGAUUUGGGUUAAAUUGACACAAAAAAAAAAGAAAAAAGGGACUAAACAUGGGACAAACAAAAAAGGAAGGGAAACGAAACGUAACGUAACGAAACGAAGUAAAAGGAAAUGACGCGCCAGGGUGUGACGCGGCGGUCAAGGGGUGAGUGAGAGGAUCUCCUGGGGAUGCCACGUCCCCCUAUGGAUCCGCUAAAACCCAAUGUUUUACGCCUCCCGUUUAAAAAAAAUACUUCGGAGCAACUGUAUUAUAUUCUGCUUCUUCCCGUCAGUCGAUUCUGUGCUCAUGGAUUUAAAAAAUUUGUAGUUUAUGUAGUUCAUUUUUACAUCCCCUUUGAGCAGUCUUUUUUUACUUAUCGAUGAGCUGUCCACCAGAUCGGGC